AUCUUGGGUGUCUCAUCCCGACUAACUGUCACUCCGGUCUUGUUACAAAAAAUAAUAGUCAGAAUUUUCAUCGUGAGCCCGUGCGAGUGUACAACGGGGAAGACUGAGAAGUGUUGUAGCUUUUAUUUUGCGUAUUGUUGCGGGAUACUGGCAACAUGACGCAGCAACUUCUACCCAUUAAGUUCCAGGAGCACUUGCAGCUCACCAAUGUGGGCAUCAACGUGGCGAACAUCUCGUUCGCCACCCUCACCAUGGAGAGCGACAAGUUCAUCUGCGUCAGGGAGAAGGUGGGCGAGUCCUCCCAAGUCGUCAUCAUCGACAUGGCGGACCCGAACAACCCCAUCCGCCGGCCCAUCACGGCGGAGAGCGCCAUCAUGAACCCCGCUUCCAAAGUCAUCGCCCUCAAAGGCAAGGCGGGGGUCGAGGCGCAGAAGACCCUGCAGAUCUUCAACAUCGAGAUGAAGUCCAAGAUGAAGGCGCACACCAUGACGGAGGACGUCAUAUUUUGGAAGUGGAUCAGCCCCAAUACUCUGGCGUUGGUGACGGAGACCUCCGUCUAUCAUUGGUCUAUGGAGGGGGACUCCACGCCGCAGAAGAUGUUCGAUCGCCACUCCUCCCUAAACGGAUGCCAAAUCAUCAACUACAGAACCGACCCCAAACAGAACUGGCUGCUGCUGGUUGGCAUCAGCGCCCAACAAUCCCGCGUCGUUGGCGCCAUGCAACUCUACUCCGUCGAGAGGAAGUGCUCUCAACCGAUCGAGGGCCACGCCGCCUCUUUCGCUACAUUCAAGAUGGAGGGCAACCCGGAACCGUCAACCUUGUUCUGCUUCGCCGUCAGGACGCUGCAAGGCGGCAAAUUGCACAUCAUAGAAGUCGGGCAGAGCCCUGCGGGGAACCAGCCGUUCCCUAAGAAGACCGUGGACGUUUUCUUCCCGCCCGAGGCCCAGAACGACUUUCCCGUCGCCAUGCAGGUGUCCGGCAAGUACGACGUCAUUUACCUCAUCACCAAGUACGGCUAUAUCCACAUGUACGACAUAGAGAGCGCCACGUGCAUCUACAUGAACCGCAUCUCCAGCGAGACGAUAUUCGUGACCGCCCCACACGAAGCCACCGGAGGAAUAAUCGGUGUUAACAGGAGGGGGCAGGUCUUGAGCGUUUCGGUGGACGAGGAGAGCAUCAUCAGGUACAUCAACACGGUACUGCACAAUCCCGACUUGGCGUUGCGGCUCGCCACGAGAAAUAACUUGGCUGGGGCCGAGGAGUUGUUCGUCAGCAAGUUCCAGAUGCUGUUCCAGAACGGGCAGUACGCCGAAGCCGCCAAAGUCGCUGCUAACGCCCCUAAAGAUAUCCUCAGGACCCCCGCUACCAUUCAGAUGUUCCAGCAGGUACCAACCCAGGCGGGGCAGAACAGCCCGCUCCUGCAAUACUUUGGCAUCCUUCUAGAUAGAGGACAGUUAAACAGAUACGAAUCGUUGGAGCUGUGCAAGCCGGUGCUGCUCCAAGGCCGCAAACAGCUGCUGGAGAAGUGGCUGAAGGAGGAGAAACUCGAAUGUUCCGAGGAGCUGGGCGAUCUCGUCAAACAGGCCGACCCCAUACUGGCCCUUUCCGUGUACCUCAGGGCCAACGUCCCCGCCAAAGUGAUCCAGAGCUUCGCCGAGACCGGCCAGUUCCAGAAGAUCGUCAUCUACGCCAAGAAGGUGUCGUACACGCCCGACUACGUCUUCCUGCUGCGCCAGGUGAUGCGCACCAACCCGGAUCAGGGGGCGGCGUUCGCCGCCAUGCUCGUCGCCGACGAGGAGCCCCUCGCCGACAUCAACCAGAUCGUCGACAUCUUCAUGGAGCAGAACAUGGUGCAGCAGUGCACCGCCUUCCUCCUGGACGCCCUUAAGAACAACAGGCCCACCGAGGGUCACCUGCAGACCCGCCUGUUGGAGAUGAACCUGAUGUCGGCGCCGCAGGUGGCCGACGCCAUCCUUGGCAACAAUAUGUUCACUCAUUACGACCGGGCUCACAUCGCCCAGCUUUGCGAGAAGGCGGGGCUCCUGCAGAGGGCCCUGGAGCACUACACGGACUUGUACGACAUUAAACGGGCGGUGGUGCACACCCAUCUCCUGCCGGCCGAGUGGCUGGUGAGCUUCUUCGGCACGUUGAGCGUCGAGGACAGCCUGGAGUGCCUCAAGGCGAUGCUGACGGCCAACAUCCGGCAGAACCUCCAGAUCUGCGUCCAGAUCGCCACGAAAUACCACGAGCAGCUUACCACCAAGUCCCUGAUCGACCUCUUCGAGAGCUUCAAGAGCUACGAAGGUCUCUUCUACUUCCUCGGCUCCAUCGUGAACUUCUCGCAGGACCAGGAGGUGCACUUCAAGUACAUCCAGGCCGCCUGCAAGACGGGACAGAUCAAGGAGGUGGAGCGCAUCUGUCGGGAGUCCAACUGCUACAGUCCCGAACGGGUCAAGAACUUCCUGAAGGAGGCUAAGCUGACGGAUCAGCUUCCGCUCAUAAUCGUGUGCGAUCGCUUCGAUUUCGUCCACGACCUGGUGCUCUACCUCUACAGGAACUCCCUGCAGAAGUACAUCGAGAUCUACGUGCAGAAAGUCAACCCGAGCCGGCUGCCGGUCGUCGUGGGGGGGCUGUUGGACGUCGACUGUUCCGAGGACAUCAUCAAAAACCUAAUCCUGGUCGUCAGGGGCCAGUUCUCGACCGACGAGCUGGUCGAGGAAGUGGAAAAGCGCAACCGCCUCAAACUCCUACUUCCAUGGCUCGAGAGCAGGGUGCACGAGGGCAGCGUCGAACCGGCCACGCACAACGCCCUGGCCAAGAUCUACAUCGACUCGAACAACAAUGCCGAGCGGUUCCUGAAGGAAAACCAAUGGUACGAUUCCCGCGUGGUGGGACGCUACUGCGAGAAGAGAGACCCGCAUCUCGCCUGCGUCGCUUACGAACGGGGACAGUGCGACAGGGAGCUCAUCGCCGUUUGCAACGAGAAUUCGCUGUUCAAGUCCGAGGCACGGUAUUUGGUGCGCAGGCGCGAUUCGGAGCUUUGGGCCGAAGUUUUACAAGAGGACAACCCUUACAGGCGUCAACUCAUAGAUCAGGUCGUGCAGACGGCCCUGAGCGAAACACAAGAUCCUGAAGACAUCUCGGUGACCGUAAAGGCCUUCAUGACCGCCGAUCUACCCAACGAGCUCAUCGAACUCUUAGAGAAGAUCGUCUUGGACAGCUCCGUCUUCUCCGACCACCGCAACUUGCAGAACCUGCUCAUCCUCACAGCUAUAAAGGCCGACGCCACCAGGGUCAUGGACUACAUCAACCGCCUGGACAACUACGACGCACCCGACAUCGCUAACAUCGCUAUCAACAACCACUUGUACGAGGAAGCAUUCGCUAUCUUCAAGAAGUUCGACGUCAACACCUCCGCUAUACAGGUGCUGAUCGAGCAGGUCAACAACCUGGACCGCGCGUACGAGUUCGCCGAACGCUGCAACGAGCCGGCGGUUUGGAGCCAGCUAGCGAAGGCCCAGCUCAACCAGGGCCUGGUCAAGGAAGCGAUCGACUCUUACAUAAAAGCGGACGACCCGUCCGCUUACAUGGCGGUCGUGGAGACCGCCUCCAAGAACAACAGCUGGGAGGACCUCGUCCGCUACCUCCAGAUGGCGAGGAAGAAGGCGAGGGAGAGCUACAUCGAGUCCGAGCUGAUCUACUCGUACGCCAAGACGGGCAGGCUCGCCGACCUCGAGGAGUUCAUAAGCGGCCCCAAUCACGCCGACAUCCAGAAGAUCGGCGACAGGUGUUUUGACGACAAGAUGUACGACGCGGCGAAGCUCCUCUACAACAACGUGUCCAAUUUCGCUCGGCUCGCCAUCACCCUGGUGCACCUCAAGGAGUUCCAGGGGGCGGUGGACAGCGCCCGCAAGGCCAACAGCACCAGGACGUGGAAGGAGGUGUGUUUCGCUUGCGUCGACGCUGAGGAGUUCAGGCUGGCGCAGAUGUGCGGCAUGCACAUCGUCGUGCAUGCCGACGAGCUGCAGGACCUCAUCAACUACUAUCAGGAUAGGGGUUACUUCGAGGAACUUAUCGGACUGCUGGAGGCGGCCCUGGGCUUGGAACGCGCCCACAUGGGCAUGUUUACGGAAUUGGCCAUCUUAUACUCCAAAUACAAGCCGGCGAAGAUGCGCGAACACUUGGAACUGUUCUGGUCCCGUGUCAACAUACCCAAGGUCCUCAAAGCCGCCGAACAAGCGCACUUGUGGGCGGAACUGGUGUUCCUCUACGACAAAUACGAGGAGUACGACAACGCGGUGCUCGCCAUGAUGGCCCACCCGACGGAGGCGUGGCGCGAGGGUCACUUCAAGGACAUCAUCACCAAGGUGGCCAAUAUUGAGUUGUACUACAAGGCCAUCCAGUUCUAUCUCGACUACAAACCGUUGCUGCUGAACGACUUGCUGCUGGUGCUGGCCCCGCGCAUGGAUCACACCCGUGCCGUGUCUUUCUUCUCCAAGACGGGACACCUGCAGCUAGUCAAGUCCUACCUCCGCUCGGUACAAAACCUGAACAACAAAGCGAUCAACGAGGCUCUCAACUCGCUACUCAUAGAGGAGGAAGAUUUCCAGGGCCUGAGGACCUCGAUAGACGCCUUCGACAAUUUCGAUAACAUCGGGCUGGCGCAGCGGCUCGAGAAGCACGAACUGACGGAAUUCCGUCGCAUCGCCGCCUACCUCUACAAGGGCAACAACAGGUGGAAGCAGAGCGUCGAGCUGUGCAAGAAGGACAGGCUCUUCCGCGACGCCAUGGAGUACACGGCGGAGUCGAGGAACCAGGAGCUGGCCGAAGAACUGUUGGCGUGGUUCCUGGAGAGGGAGGCGUUCGACUGCUUCGCCGCCUGCUUGUAUCAGUGUUACGAUUUGCUACGGCCCGACGUCAUCCUAGAGCUGUCCUGGAGACACAACAUCAUGGACUUUGCGAUGCCCUACCUAAUCCAAGUGACGAGAGAGCUAACCACCAAGGUGGAGAAGCUGGAACAGUCGGACGCGCAGAGGCAGAGCGAAGCGGCCGAGGAGACCAACAAACCCAUGAUGAUCCCCGAGCCCCAGCUAAUGCUGACCGCCGGUCCAGGAAUGGGAAUCCCACCGCAGCAGUACGUCCCGCCACAGGCUUACGCCCAGCCCGCCUACCCGCCCCAGAUGCCCUACCAGGCCUACCCAGGGAUGUAAUAUAGGGCCCCGUUCUCGGGCAACGCGCGUAGCCAAAUUAAGUUAUGAUUUCUUUUUCCCCAUUUAGCCGACGGGACGGGAGAGGGAGAAAGUCGCCCGCAUAUUAUUCUAAACAAAAAUAUAGAUGUGCAAAUCGUUACGUAAAUUCGACGCGGUGUUCGACGCUUCGAAUUUACGAUCAAUUACAAAAAUAUUGUAGGGAAUUUACAAAAAAAAAAAAAAUCGCCUAAGUGUAGUUGGAAUUUGCAGAUUUUUCACCAGUUGUUGAUGUAUCGUUGUUUUAUCGUCCCAUAGCACUACGGUUUUUAGUUUUCGUCCAUUUCUGUGUCCGUUAAAGUUGAAAUUUACGUUCGCUUUGAGAAUUGUACAUAAUACAAGGCUAAUUAUUCACUACUUGUAUGUAUAUAACCUAGAAAUUCUAUGAAGGAGGAGAUCGUACGCUGUCCGUUUUCAUUUACUAUUACUUUUUUUUUUAGUUAUUAGUGUUAUCAUUCCUUUUUAUUUAAUAUUAGAUAUGUAUGUAUAUGCCGAUAAUGUUUAUUAACUUAUAUCAUUAAAUGAAUUACGUGCGAACGCAGUUUACCAGCGUCCGCCUCGGAUUUAUUAUUUUUUUAAUGAUCUUGUAUCGCACCGGUUUUUUGUUCUUCAGACCGACGGUGGCGUUGGUAAAUUGUUGCUGAAAGUGUAACACCUUUUUUAUUGAUAGGUAAUUAUAGUUAUUUUUCCUAUUAUUAUGAAAUAAAGCUAAAAUAAAGAGAUUAUUGAAGCUA
Molecule: messenger RNA, 5980 nt
Organism: Anoplophora glabripennis (Asian longhorned beetle)
Lineage: Eukaryota; Metazoa; Arthropoda; Insecta; Coleoptera; Cerambycidae
Gene: Chc
Product: clathrin heavy chain
Exons: 20
Coding region: 156-5210 (1684 amino acids)
Biological process (GO): intracellular protein transport; receptor-mediated endocytosis
Cellular component (GO): clathrin coat of coated pit; cell cortex; clathrin complex
Molecular function (GO): clathrin light chain binding; structural molecule activity
Source: RefSeq, a predicted model, not a curated record